AUGGCAGAGUCCAACCCUCAUCGAAAAUCCAUCGUAGCCGACCAUCCAAUCCGUACAUCCAACAACAUCCAAUACCUAACCGACGACGAGAUCUCCGAAUUUCUCGACGAUCUCGACCACAAUAACGAUGGCUUCAUAAACUACAACGAAGUCGAGCGAAAGCUCGAUCAAGAGCACGCCGAGCUAGUCCCUAAACCGAGCGCCCACCACGUCAUACAGCGGGACCAUACCGAAGAUGACCGUGCGCGCCAUCAGUUCCUGCGCAGUAUGAUGGGCUCCGACGCGGAGAAGAUCCCGAGGGAUGAGUUUGCCAAGAUGGUGAAGGAGUGGAAGAUCCCCUCGUUGAAGCAGGCGAAGAAGGAGGAGGAUGAGGAUAAGAGCUACAUUAAGCGUUUGCCUGGUUGGAGACGAAUUCGCUCAUACUGGGCUGUCCAUGGGCCGGAGAUUGUAUUUCUAGGAGUCGUUAUUGGUAUGCAGUUCGCGUUUGGCAUCUGGCAAUUGGUCAAGUACCAGACCACGCCUGGAUAUCGUGAAGCCUUCGGUUGGGGUGUCGUCAUGGCCAAAACUUGCGCUGGUGCGCUGUAUCCGACGUUCUUCUUUCUGAUUCUCAGCAUGUCGCGAUACUUUUCGACGUGGCUGCGCAGGUCGUAUCACAUCUCGCGAUUCUUCAACUGGGACUUGUCGCAGGAGUUCCAUAUCCGAAUCUCUUGUGUUGCGAUUCUGUUGGCGACGCUGCAUGCCAUUGGCCACUUGACUGGAUCUUUUGUGCACGGCAGCGAUCCCAAGAAUGAAGACGCUGUCGCAGAAGCUCUUGGUCCAGACAUGGUCCCCCGCCCGUACAUCGACUACGUCCGCUCGCUACCAGGCUUCACGGGAAUUACUGCCCUCGGCCUCUUCUACAUCCUCUCACUACUUAGCAUUCCCCAAGUUCGAAAAUGGAACUACGAGAUCUUCCAGCUGGGCCAUUUACUCAUGUAUCCCAUCAUUGGUCUGAUGAUGGCCCAUGGCACAGCCGCAUUGCUCCAGUGGCCCAUGUUCGGAUACUUUCUCGCCUUCCCAACCCUCCUCGUUCUCGUUGAGCGCGCCGUCCGUGUCUGUCUUGGCUUUCAUCGCAUCAAAGCCACGAUGAAGGUUCUUGACAAAGAAACCGUCGAGAUCACUGUCGUCAUCCCCAGCGAGCGACUCUGGAAGUACAAGGCUGGCCAGUACAUCUUCCUCCAGGUUCCCAAGAUCAGCUUCUUCCAGUGGCACCCAUUCACCGUCUCUUUCUGUCGCGGCAACAAGAUGAUGUUGCACAUCAAGACGGACGGCAACUGGACUGCGAAGCUUCGAGAGCUCGGUGGUGAGUCUGGGGAGUCUGAGAUUGAGGUCGGCAUCAAUGGGCCGUUUGGUGCACCUGCCCAACGAUUUUACGACUUUAACCACUCAAUCAUCAUUGGCGCUGGUAUUGGAGUAACUCCAUUCUCCGGCAUCUUGGCUGAUCUGCAGUACAACGAUGAUCUCGAUCACGGCGGUCCGAACCACGAAGUAGACCAUCCUCGCCAUGACUCCGAUGUCACUGCUAUUUCUCCUGAGCACCGCGCUUCAGCAUCAAUCACUAGCACGGAUGCUGAGAACAGCGACAACGUCCCUGAAUCUCCAACGAGGCAAGGAAGUGUUGGCCCCGACCUCAUCAACAAAGAGAAGCAGCCCCAAACCGACCGCGCUGCCACUUUUGCAGAUGACUAUCGACGCGUUGACUUCCACUGGAUGGUGCGAGACCGUAACUACCUCCUCUGGCUCUCAGAUCUACUCAAUGAUGUAUCAAUGAGCCAAGACUGGCAUCGCGAGCAUGAGGUCCACCCUCAUCUCGACAUUCGUAUCAAUACCCACGUCACAGCGAAACGCAAGAAGCUCACAACCCACGUAUACCGUUGGCUACUGGAGAUGCAUCGUACAGAUGAGCACCCAGCCUCUCCUCUCACCGGUCUUCUCAACCCUACGCAUUUCGGAAGACCUGACUUCGACCAGAUCUUGGAUGAGCAUUAUGAGGAGAUGCUCAAGUUCAGGGCCAGUAAAAGGAGGAACAGACGGGAUAAGGAAGAUGAAAACUAUCAAGGAGACGAGGAGCUCAAGGUUGGCGUGUUUUACUGUGGUGCGCCUGUUGUUGGAGAGAUUUUAGCGGACAAGUGUCGCGAGCUUACGUUGAGAGGUUGGCAAGAUGGUAGUAAGCUGGAGUACCACUUCAUGAUCGAGGUGUUUGGAUAG
Messenger RNA from Fusarium subglutinans, 2247 nucleotides. Its product is annotated as Superoxide-generating NADPH oxidase heavy chain subunit C. Gene Ontology annotation, molecular function: calcium ion binding; superoxide-generating NAD(P)H oxidase activity. Lineage: Eukaryota; Fungi; Ascomycota; Sordariomycetes; Hypocreales; Nectriaceae. The transcript has a single exon. Gene Ontology annotation, biological process: defense response; superoxide anion generation. The coding region runs from base 1 to 2247 and encodes 748 amino acids. Gene Ontology annotation, cellular component: plasma membrane; NADPH oxidase complex. The record is from RefSeq and is a predicted model, not a curated record.